Molecule: messenger RNA, 6569 nt
Organism: Hemibagrus wyckioides
Lineage: Eukaryota; Metazoa; Chordata; Actinopteri; Siluriformes; Bagridae
Product: nectin-1-like
Exons: 7
Coding region: 306-1430 (374 amino acids)
Biological process (GO): heterophilic cell-cell adhesion; homophilic cell-cell adhesion
Cellular component (GO): adherens junction
Source: RefSeq, a predicted model, not a curated record
CACACACAUCCUCGUUCUGAGACGGCGCGGUCUGCGGUUUGAAGAACGCGCUGAAAGACGGGGAGGAGCCGAAGACUGUCGCCGUUUUUAUAUGGAAUUUUAAGGGGACUGAGGAGAUCACGAAUUUGUGUAGAAUCGCAGAUUUUUUAAGGGGGGGCUGAGUAGAAAUGUAAAUGCCCUAGCGACGCCCAUGCGUGCUGAUACUGCGGUCCUCCUCUCUCUUCUCUAGACCUCGCUGUCUCACUCAUCGGAUGUAGGUCAUCACCGAGGUAUUUGUCAGUCACAGCUUCCUAGUAUAUUUCUGCAUGGCGUUAACAUGGAUUUGUCUGGUGCUUUUAUUUCUUACCAGCAUUAAAGCAAUAAGGGUCAUUGGUCAGGAUGUGACUGUGACAGCAGGAGAUGAUGCAGAAUUGUUCUGUCAAGUGGUGGAAACAGCAGAGACUCUAACAAGUAUUAGGUGGCAAAGACGAACAAAGGAAAAGCCAUCAAAUACAGAUAUUCUGAUUAUCACUUCAGGUGGCAAACAGGAAUAUAUAAACGGAUUGAGGGAUCGACUAAAAUUCGCAGCGAACUUUGCAGGACUGAAUGGCUCUAUUCUAUUAAGUAAUGUUACUGUUUUAGAUGAAGGAGUCUACACCUGCAUCUUCAGUGUGUUUCCAAGUGGACCUUAUGAAACAGAAGUUCGUCUCACGGUACAAGUUCCUCCUGUUGUCAGUGUGAGCGCUGAUGUUCCUGUUGUUGCUGGUGAUAGUGAUGUGGUUUUAGCGACCUGCACUGCAGCCGAUGCAAAGCCUGCAGCAGAAGUGUCGUGGAGUCUUGGUGUUUUAAAUAACUCAGUGAACGUACAAAACACUGUCACUGUGGACUCUGAAGGAAGAUACACUGUUAAAAGAAGCCUGAUUGGAAAUGCAUCUGUAGAUCUAAACCAGAAGAAUGUUCAGUGUGAGGUUACACACCCUGGUCUGAAGGAGAAACUGGAACUGAGUUACACAUUGAAUGUUCACUAUCCUCCUCAGGUGGUUUAUAUUAAUUCAGCAGGUGAUCAAGGGGAAACUGGUGAAUUACAUUGUGAAGCAGAUGCUAAUCCAAAACCUACAAACUUCACCUGGAACAGAUAUUUUCCCGUGAAUGAGACUCUUUCCAGCAGUGUUGAUAGCAGACUGAUUAUUCCGCUGACCCCUGGCAGUAACAGACUUUACUACUGUGUGGCAUCUAACCAACAUGGGACUGCUGUAGGUUCCCUCUACUUGCAUAUUAUACCAUCUACCGAAUCCAAAACCUGCUGGACUCUGUACAUCAUAACCCUCAUUGCUGGGGUUUGCUGUUUUCUCAUUUGGAAAUUUAAUUUGCUUCAGCAUUUUAUAAAAAGACUACGGCUUAAGAAUUUCCUUCAGACAUCUCUACUGGGACCAAACCUUCCUCAACCCUAGCUUAUCAUUCAUGGUGGAGGGGAUUAUCAUCAAUAAUAUCCAUGACCUACAAUGGUCUCUUUGUCUCUUAUUCAAUGCCAUUACUGACAUUACCGUACAUCCUCUCAUGUGCACCUGCAUCAUCCUACUUCACACUGAGAUCAUUUCCUAUUUUGUUUGUUUGUUUAUUUUUGUCACAUAUUCAUCAUAGCACAGUUUGGAAGUUGUGGUCAGAGCGCAGGGUCAGACUGAUGCUGAUGCAGCACCUCUGGAGCAGAAAGAGUUAGGGGGCUUGCUGAAUGACCCAAAAGAGGCAGCUUGUCGAGCUGAGUUUUGAACUCCGAUCUUUCGAUCAACAGCCUUAACUACUUGAGCUAACAAAUUCCAUGGACAUGUUAAACCCAUGGUACUUCACAAUAAAGGUUAUUCUGAUGUAAAAAGCCAAGUGAUCAAAACCUGACACAUUCAAGCACAGAUCAGAUCAGGCCAAGUACAUGCUGGUGGUAUAAUGAAGUAUAGAUUCCCUGUGCAAUAUGCCAAGUUGACAGUAAAUAAAAGAUAUAUUUUAUUUUUUUUAAAAGAGUACAUAAAGGUCUGCUGUUUUAUUCUUUAUGAUAUUUUACUUGUAGCUCUUUUCCCAGCAUUCUCCUGCUUUUAGAACACAGGAAAUACAACAAAAGCUUGAGCCAAAAAAAGUCUGAAUACUCAGGGCUGUCAUUACAUUAGUGGUAAAUGCUUUUACAUCAUUCUUGUUUGAUUUGUAAAACACAAUUUAUUUUGCAUAAUGUUUUAAAGUAUUUGACUCUGCAUCUCUGUUUCUGCCCAUUGCACAAGCUUUACUACUGCAGUUUUUAUAAUUCUGUGUCGAGGGCUGUUAUUGCUAUAGUUCUGUCCUGUGUUUAAAAAAAGAAAAGAAAGCUUUAUUAAAACAUCUGUUGCUGUUUUAUAUUAAGGCCAGAGCAAGAGAGAAAGAGAGCUGGACAUUCAUAUAAUGGCAAUGGUUCAUGUCAGCAUCAAUGAAACACAGUGAAAUGCAAAACUGUCAACCCUUUGAGUUCAUUUAUUCCUAGUUUCUUUGUUUGUUUGUUUUCUGUGUGCUAGUUAUAGAUCAAUAUCAUUAUGGACUUGUACUGUACCAUAAAAGGCACCAUAAAAGCUUUAACAUAAGCUUUAGAAUGAUGCUAUAAAUAUAAUUUAAACACAUUAAUUCCACAAUUUGCAGCAAGUACAGAUCUUCUCCAAAGUUUUGAAAUGGCGAGUUUGGAUCAGUGUCUGUCCUACAUUGUGCCUGUGGCCACAUCAUGCUCUCACACUCUUGGAGAUCCUCUGGGAAGGAAGCAAUAUCGUUAAGUUCAUCCACACUGAGAAGCACAAAAACAACUGGAAUUUUUAAGAAGCAAGUGAUAAAAUAUAAUAAAAAAAAAUUGUUUGUCACAAAGCUGCAGACCUUAAAUAAAUAGGCAAGGACAAGGAUAAACACACACAAAAACCUGAAGUCUUCUGGCACAACGUAAAUGAAAGAAGUCAUAGGUUAUUAUAUUUUAAGACUACACAGGAAGCUAUCAGUUCAAAAAUCUUAACCAGUCUCAAACACAGGACUCAAACUAGGACUCGACAUUCAGAGCAUGUAUUUGUUUCAGAGAUAUUAAAGAUAACAGGGCAACAAGAGACACCUUUCAACCACAUGUUCCAAUAUUUUUGAUCAUUUAAAGACGGAGUGGGUUCAAACAAAAGCAUUGUCUUUAAUGUAAACACACACCAGGGUUUAACAGGUCACUUAAAAUGCUUAUCAGGUUUUAGUUAUAUUUCUAGCCAAAUUACAUCCCAAAAACAACGCAGAAACUUUUUUUUCUCAGCCAAACAUAAAAAAAAAUAAAAUCUAAGUUUACCAUGGUGUAUACAUAUUUCUGGUAUCACUAUGUAUAGGGGCAUCUUCCACAAAUUUACAUUUACAAAUGUAUUCAUUUCAAUGGUAUGUUGAGAUCUUUAUAUUACAAGGUUAUAUCUGCCACUUAUUUUUAACCCAAAUACUGAACUGUACCGACCUCACACACACAGACACACACACACACACACAGACACACACACACAUUUUCAUUUCACUGUGUACUGUCAGCUAUAUAUGGUUGAAAUGACAAUAAAAGCAUGACUUGAUAUAGCAGAUGUGCUAUUUAACUAUGUGCUUUUGCAAAAUGUGUGUGCAGUGUGUGUAUGCAAGUGUCCUUUCAAAACCAUAAACGUGUUAAUUUUUUUGUGGAGAAACCUGUUGCAGUGUUUAACUUACCAUACUGCCACUAUAAACUGUGCUAUUUUGAUUAAUACAUCAACAUACUACGUAUUUUGAUAUUUUAUUUUACUCUUAAUUUACUUAGAUUGUACUAUGAACAGCAUGAUCAGCUGCCUGAACAACUGCGUAAAUUUACAGGCGUUCCUAACAAAGUGCAUGUUGAGUGUAUGUGUCUGUAAUUCUACAGUAUUUUAACUUGAACCAUUUACUUUAUAUUUAACUAAAGAAAAUGGUAAUACAGGCUGUUUAAACUUGUGCAUGACAGUUUAGGAAGUUUGAAAUAUCUACAUAGUUUAUUUUCUAGCAAAUGAUAACUUAAAAAGUUAUUAGUGUGUGUGUGUGUGAUCAGGUAGACUCAUAUUUGGCUUGUUCAGUACUCAAAUCUUAUACACAUCUAUGCAAUACAGUGGAAUGCUGCAAUAAGUUUACCAUCCUACCCUGAUAAAAAUGGUGAUCAUACAUACCUAAUUUUUUAUAAGCGGUCAAAACAGACCCGGUCAGUUUGGCACGCGGAGAGAAAAAGUGUAUAAUAAAUGGGAGGUAAAUACAAGGGCUAAUCACCCAUUAAAUAACAAAGUAAAAAAGAAAUGGAUGAAAUAGAUGGCCCCCGUGACUCCAAUUCACAAUCUGAUUGGUUAAUGUAACAAUUUCAUUGCCACUUAUUUUAAGCUCCGGGCGCCUGCACUAUUGAUUCUGAAGGCCUUAAGGCAGAUUUUCACUCUGGUGACACAUGAUGUCAGCUACUGGCUGAAAUAUGAUUGGAUAAAUACUCUUAUCAUAAAUAUACACUACUGGAAGCAGUGCAACCAAGAGAAACGUAGAGAAUAGACUAUUGGGAAUAAUUUAAUACACAUUCAUGGAAAAAUAUAUUAAAUAUAUUAAAAUGCAAGUCAGUGAUACAGAUCACUGCUAUUUAGGCCAGGAGAGAAGACCUUGCUGGCCCUGACGGCCCACCACUGAAUGACUGUGUUUUCAACCUACAUAUGACAUUGAUGAUCAAAAAGCAUUGUAUUUUAUGUGUCUUUCCUGUAUUGUGUGUUUUUGUACUGAACUGACACACACACACACACACACACACUUAUUCAAUAUACAUCAAUGUUUAUAGCACAACUCAUAUAAACACUGUUUAUAUGCUCUUUAUGCACAUCACAAUUCAAUGCUACUAAUGUAUGUAUCUAAAUCCUCUUAAUGUUUACAAAUCCUCUAUUUGCACAAUGCUAAAUACUGUCUGUAUACUAGUCAGCGCUAUUUUUUGUAUCUGUCCUGUAGUGUUUUGUAUUGUCUGUCUGCACUGUCUUUUGUUUUGCACUGAUUGCACUAGGUUGCACAUUAUGCACUUUAUGUGGCUUGGACAACUUAACCUUAGUGGUUAGCUCUGUGAAUGUUUUAUGUAACAACAUGGUCCUGGAGAAACAUUGUUUAAUUUCUCUGUGUAUUGCAUCAAGCUAUAUAUGGUUGCCAAUAAAAGCUUCUUGACUUGACUCUUUUGUGUGUAUUAUUAUUCUCUGUAUAUAUUAAUCACUGUAUAUAUUGCAUUGUUGCACUACUAUCCACUAUCACAUUGUCUCAUACUUUGUAUAUUGUGGACUUUAUUUGAUUUUUCUGUAUAGCAUUGUCUGUAAAUUAAUGUAUAGUGUUGUUAUUUUGAGGGUCGCUCACAGCCAGUACUAAAUUCCUUGUGUGUGUAAAACAUACUUGGCCAAUAAACAUGAUUCUGAUUCCUUCUCCAGUUAAAUGGAGUUGAAUUCUUUCUCAAGCUAAAUGGAUAUUGACGAUAUUUUUUUGUAAUUGUUUGUUUAGAAAUAAUUAUAAAUAUGCAUGUAGUAUCUGAGACAUAAGUUGACUAAGCCACCUCCUAAUAAAGGCAGGAGGAACCUCCCCAAGUCACAAUGCUCUGGUACAAAGAGAUCAAACCCAAUGUGUAACAAAAUGUCCCAACUUAAGCCAUAAGAAUAAGAACUCUCCUCAAGACUCCAAGAAGGGUUGGGCCUGCUCGCAUGCACCACCUGUAAGAGAGAAAAGACAGAAAGAUCACCCACAGCAUGCACUGCAAACAAACAAAUCUUAUAUUCACCACUACAGUGCCAAGUGUCUGAUACACACCACACAGCUUGUGCCACCCCACAGGGAUCACCUACCCCAGAGGAGGAUAGCGUCGAUGCUGGCCCAGCCCUGUACAAAACCACAGAACACUAACAAGUAAUUUGAGGAGAGAAAUCACGCCGAUAAUCAAAAUAAUACAAACAAUAUUUAAUACGAGUCAAUAAAAGAUAAUAAAAUAAACACAGGACAUACAACUAAAUAGAUAAGAAACAGUAGCUGGUCUGCCCUUUAGUGAAAGUCCACUGCAGUAAACCACAGUCUCGGUCAAUCUCAUGACCAAACUCUGAAUACAUUGAAAAUAGAGUUAUUCAAUGCUCAUAGAUAGCCGUCAGUCCCUAGGAGGUACUGCAAUUGUAAAUACUUUCUGCCCCUUGUUCCCACAGUGUGUGAAAACACCAUCAAUUACUCACCCUGGAUGAAAAGACUGCACAUUAAGCAUACCUUUGGCAACAAACCAAACUCCCCACUCAUCGCCGUAGCCACUACUUCUUAGUCGUUGGACUAGUUACCCACACCUGAAGCUCAUUACACCAGCUACCCCCCUCUCACAUGUACAAGUAUGAAUUAUGUGAAUUUAUAGUUCAAAUAAUCAUGCAUUUAAUUAUAAUUUCUUUUAACUGCAACAAGCAUGGAAAGAGGAUUUAUAUUUCUGAAGUUUUUGCAGGCUUGUACCAUUUAGCUCAGUUUUUUCAACAAGACAAAUACAGCUUCAGAAUGUCUGCACCAACCGGAAGACCGGAAAGGGCUUGCUUAUGUAAGGAAGACAGAAA